Chinchilla lanigera (long-tailed chinchilla) is the source of this 1175-nucleotide messenger RNA. RefSeq names its product NSE2/MMS21 homolog, SMC5-SMC6 complex SUMO ligase (gene Nsmce2). The transcript is spliced from 8 exons. Gene Ontology annotation, molecular function: ubiquitin-protein transferase activity; zinc ion binding; SUMO ligase activity. The coding region runs from base 119 to 934 and encodes 271 amino acids. Lineage: Eukaryota; Metazoa; Chordata; Mammalia; Rodentia; Chinchillidae. The record is from RefSeq and is a predicted model, not a curated record. Gene Ontology annotation, cellular component: nucleus; Smc5-Smc6 complex. Gene Ontology annotation, biological process: protein sumoylation; double-strand break repair via homologous recombination; protein ubiquitination.
ACCUGAGGUGGCUGUGGCGCCUCCGACUCCUGGGCUGAGGAGAGGCGUGGGGAUCUUGGCGAGCAGAGUCAGGGUGCGCCGGGCGGGAUAGGCCGGGCGUCCAGGUAAUAAUUUCAAGAUGCCAGGACGUUCCAGUACAAAUUCAGGUUCAACUGGUUUCAUAUCGUUCAGUGGUGUAGAGUCUGCUCUGUCCUCCUUAAAAAACUUCCAGUCCUGUAUCGACUCUGGAAUGGACACAGUUUCUAGUGUGGCCUUUGAUCUUGUGGAGACUCAGAAUGUGUAUUUUCAUAAAUUUGCACUGCAUGGAGGAGCAAAUGUGAGAAGAUAUGCUCUAUCAGACAGAACAGCUGAAGUGAGUAGUGAAUAUAGUAUGGACAAGGCGAUGGUUGAAUUUGUCAUAAUGAAUCGGGAACUAAACCAUUAUGUUAUGGCUGUUCAGUCUGCAAUAAAUCAUGUAAAAGAAGAACGGCCAGAAAAAAUACCCGAUUUAAAAUUAUUAGUGGAGGAGAAAUUUUUGGCUUUGCAGAGUAAGAAUUCUGAUGCAGACUUUCAAAAUAAUGAAAAAUUUGUGCAAUUUAAACAACAACUGAAAGAACUACAGAAGCAAUAUGGUCUACAGGCAGAGAGAGAGGCUGACGGCACUGAAGGAGUUGAUGAAGAUAUGAUUGUGACUCAGAGUCAGACCAACUUCAUCUGCCCCAUUACACAGUUGGAAAUGAAGAAGCCAGUGAAAAAUAAAGUGUGUGGCCACACCUACGAAGAGGAAGCCAUUGUUCGCAUGAUUGAGUCCAAGCACAAGCGGAAGAAAAAGGCCUGUUGCCCUAAAAUUGGCUGUAGCCACACAGAUAUGAGGAUGUCUGACCUCGUCCAGGACGAAGCACUGAGGAGAGCCAUCGAGAACCACAACAAGAGGAAGUACCGUCAUUCGGAGUAGGGCCCAGCCACCGCCCUCCCGGGAAGCCAGCAGCCUACCUCCUACCCCAGCCUGCCCUGGAGAGCAGUGCUUAGUACCAAGUGGACCUGCCGGGCUGCCCUGCAUACUUUGGGGUAAAGUCUAAUGAUUUUAAAUGUUAAAAAAGCAGUUUUUCAAGCUACAUAAUAACAAUGCAAGCAUCUUAUAUUGUUUAUACUUCAGUGCUUUAUCAUUUUAAAUAAAAUUUUGACUAUCUGCAGCA